AUGUCGCUGUUCAGAAUUGGAGGGGCCGCUGGCCUCCGAGCGACUCGCCUUGUUGCACCCGUCAAUGUCCGUUUUGCCUCCAAUGUGGCCCAGGGUACACCCGCAAUCAAGACCAAUGCCUCUGAGGCUCCCACCACCACUCACAGCGGUAGCUCCUUGAUCAACAAGGAGAACCCUUCCGAGGCAAUGACUCUUCCCAAGCGCGUUAUGGAUGGCAGCGAGCCUGGCGAUACCUUGCCUGCUGCUGUUCUCUCCGGUGCCCCGACAGACCUCCAGGCCCGAACUGUCAGAAUCUUCCGCCCCUCGAAGCCCGCUACUCAAUCCGGUACCUGGCAUUCGCACCACUGGCGUAUGGAGUGGGAUAUCCUACAGAAGGGUCACCGUUGGGAGAACCCUCUCAUGGGAUGGCAGUCAUCUGCGGAUAGCAUGCAGGGCACCAACAUUAAGUUCAACUCCAAGGAGGAUGCCAUCGCUUUCGCACAGAAGCAGGGCUAUGAGUACUUCGUUCAGGAGCCCAAUGAGCGCCGUUUCACCCCCAAGGCUUAUGCCAACAACUUCGUGUUCGAGAACAGGAAGCUUAAGCACAUCAAGACUAAAUGA
This is a messenger RNA of Penicillium angulare, 600 nucleotides long. Its product is annotated as ETC complex I subunit. The transcript is spliced from 3 exons. Lineage: Eukaryota; Fungi; Ascomycota; Eurotiomycetes; Eurotiales; Aspergillaceae. The record is from RefSeq and is a predicted model, not a curated record. Bases 1 to 600 code for a protein of 199 amino acids. Gene Ontology annotation, biological process: electron transport chain.